Messenger RNA from Paramecium tetraurelia, 957 nucleotides. RefSeq lists its product as uncharacterized. Gene Ontology annotation, biological process: regulation of DNA-templated transcription. Lineage: Eukaryota; Ciliophora; Oligohymenophorea; Peniculida; Parameciidae. The record is from RefSeq and is a predicted model, not a curated record. The transcript has 5 exons. Gene Ontology annotation, molecular function: DNA-binding transcription factor activity; sequence-specific DNA binding.
AUGUAAGAGAGCAGUGAUAAUUUCUAAGAUUCUUAAAGUUAAAGUUCAGAAUAAAGAUAAAAAGGAAGUGUGCCAUCAUUUUUAGUUAGACUCUUCGAUAUUAUGGAUAAUGAAGAUCUAAAAGAUAUAAUUGGAUGGAAUACAGAAGGAAAUGCAUUCAUUGUAAGAAAUCAACAACUACUGGCUGAUAAAAUAUUGCCAAAAUAUUUCAAACAUAAGAAUUAUCCUAGCUUUUUAAGAUAGCUCAAUAUGUAUAAUUUUAAAAAAAGCAAAGCUGAUGACAUUAAUUAAAAAUUUGAACAUAAAUGGUUUAGAAGGGACGGAAGAGCCUUGCUGACUAACAUUAAAAGAAGAAAUUAGGAAGAAAAUGAUGAUAAAGAUGAAAUUCCACAAAUAGUUGAUGAAAUUGAGCAAUUUAAGAAGGCACAAAAGGAACUUAAAAAUGAAAUUUAAGCCAUUGCUGAUAGUUAAAAACAACUACAGGUAGCACUCUAAUAAAUUAUGCAAUAAAACGAAACACUGUUCUAGGAAAGUCAACAACUAACUCAAGAACUAUCAAAUAUGCAAUCGAAAAAUUAACAGCGAUUCGCUAACUAUUCCAAUAUUCUAACUGAGAUUGUUUAAAGGUUAUAAUAAGAAUAAGAAGAAGAAUUAAGAAAUAGAGAUAAUUCUUAGCCAUCGUUAUUAGGAGAAUAAAAAAAGAAUAGUGUUAUACAAAUAAAACAAGAAUAACCUAGUCAAUAAUAAUAGUUCUUCUCUCAAUAGUAAAAUAACUUAUCUGCAAAUUCUCUAUAAUUUUUGAUGAAUAUGAGUGCAAAUAAAAAUGCGUUUAAUUUUUAGAUGUUUUCAUAAUUAAAGCACCAGUAAAUGAACGCGCAAAUAUUUUAAAAUGGAUCUACGCAAUCACCAUAAAAUGAUGUUAAGAAGAACGAAAUCAAAAAGGAAAGCGAAUAAUGA